UCACUUGAACUCUAUCGCUAAUUGAGGCCCCAUUGUGCACAAAGUCACGUCCUGAAGUUGUGACUUCCGGUUUAUGGGAGAAACUGCUCUUGGGUUAAAAAUGAAGAGAAAACAAAUGCAUAGCAGAAGAGACAGCGUUUGUAAGGUGUGAACUUCGGCUUUGUAUAGGCGAUAUAGACAGUAUUUAUCAACUUUGUAGAAGCAAGAAACUCGAUCUAAAGAACAUUUACCAUCAUUGAAAUGUUGUGUUUUUGAAAAAUGUGAGACUGAUACGGUAUUCUGAAAUUUACAGGAAAACUAGAGAGUAUGAUAUCUUUCUAUCUAAGUAAAGGAAAUGCACCAUAAGGAAGCAAAUGUGGAUAACAUAAAAACAGAAAAGCAAUUAACAUUUACGGCAACAAUUAUUAGCGGUGAGGAUGAAUGCAACUAUUGCAAGUAACGAAAGCGAACAAUCUCAUUUGGAUGUAGAAAAACUGUUGGAUCAGAAAAACGACGAAAAUGCCAUAUUGUUAUUACCGGUGAUAUGUUUUGUCUCUGUAUUAAUUAUCAUUGGAGGUAUCGGGAACAGCAUCGUCUUCUACGUGUAUUAUAAAAGUAAAUCGACAACAAAAAGGGUGUUCAUUUCCGUUCUGGCCAUAUUCGAUCUCCUGAACUGUGCUAUUGUGAUGCCAUUUGAAAUAUACGACCUCAGAAAUCAGUUUCUGUUUACGUCAGGGGAGUUCUGCAAAUCAAUGAGGUUCGUAGAGUUCGCCAUCGUUUUGGCCGCUGGAUUUACCCUGGUGGCUGUCGCGAUAGAUAGAUACAUGAACCUCUGUGUGAGAAGGUUUCAAAUCCUAUUCACCCCGAGUCGAGCCAAGAAAGCAUGCUGUAUCUGUGUCGGAUUAAGUGUAUUCUUUUCAUGGCCAAUUGUGAUGUUUGCAGGUCUAAAAGCCUCGCCGGUUCAGAAAGACAAUGUUACAUACAAGGGUUACGAAUGCUCUAGUUUCAGUGACGAGACUAUCGAAGCCAGGGUCUAUUUGUUCAUUCUCAAUAUUGUGUUCAUACUGUCCUUGAUAUUAAUGAUAGUUCUAUAUUCUCUAAUAGGAAUGAAACUAUAUAACCGCCGCAAAGGAUCGGUACAUGAUGGGUUAAUAUUCAUGCACAACACAUCGGAGUCUAAAAAAAUCCAGUGUAGCUUAUCAAAAGUAAACAUUGAGCGGUGUGGGUUUGCUAUCGGCAAGAGGGGAAUUCAAAUGAAAGGUUCAACGCUGAUCUUCUAUUCCGUCACAAUUGUGUUUAUUAUUGGCUUUCUGCCACAUUUGAUAACAAGAGUUUUAAAAAUAACGCAUACGGUCUUCAUCGAUGUUAACAAAGGAAACCAUAUUGAGGUGGCAUACAACUUUUUGAUAAGGUCUUAUAUGAUCAACUCAGCAGCUAACCCCUUUAUUUACAGCAUUAUCCAUAAACGAUUCAGACAGGAAAUUGUUCGAACUUACCGGAAGUGUGCGAGAUUGCUUAGAGCAGAUUGACAGAUCGGCACAUUUAUCCAGUGUUUAAAGAAUUAUGAUGAAUGAAAUAAAAAGUUUUACAAGG
Messenger RNA from Magallana angulata, 1572 nucleotides. Its product is annotated as cholecystokinin receptor-like. Gene Ontology annotation, cellular component: membrane. Lineage: Eukaryota; Metazoa; Mollusca; Bivalvia; Ostreida; Ostreidae. Gene Ontology annotation, molecular function: G protein-coupled peptide receptor activity. The coding region runs from base 417 to 1508 and encodes 363 amino acids. The transcript has 2 exons. The record is from RefSeq and is a predicted model, not a curated record. Gene Ontology annotation, biological process: neuropeptide signaling pathway.